This is a messenger RNA of Miscanthus lutarioriparius, 951 nucleotides long. The record is from the annotation of a GenBank genome assembly. NCBI's taxonomy places the organism in Eukaryota, Viridiplantae, Streptophyta, Magnoliopsida, Poales, Poaceae.
AUGGCGGCAGCGGCAGCGGUAGCGGCGGCGCCGUACGCGCGGGUGAUGGAGGACAUGGUGAAGGGCCGGGAGUACGCGACGCAGCUGCAGGCGCUGCUCCGGGACUCGCCCGACGCCGGCCGCCUCCUGGACCGGAUCCUCCACGCCAUGUCCCGCACCAUCGACACGGCCAAGGCCGCGGCCGCCGCCGCCGAGGAGGAGGCGUCCGAGGUGCAGAGCGACGUCACCUGCACUGCCGGCAGCGGCAAAAGGAAGGCCGCUGGCGGAGGGGACAAGAGGGCCGCCUGUCGGAAGAGAGGCCAGCAAGGAUCAUCGGUUGUGACGAAGAACACCAAGGAUUUGGAGGACGGACACGCAUGGCGCAAGUACGGACAGAAGGAGAUACAAAACUGCAAGUACCCAAAGGCCUACUUCCGGUGCACGCACAAGUACGACCAGCAGUGCGUGGCGCAGCGGCAGGUGCAGCGCCGCGACGACGACCCGGACACCUACACGGUCACCUACAUCGGCGUGCACACCUGCCGGGACCCCGCCACGGCCAUCGCGCACGCCGACGCCGGUGUCGCCGACGAGCUCCGCCACGCGGGGUCCCGCCUCAUCAGCUUCGCGGCCAACGCCAGCGCGGCCACCACAACCAGCACCACCACCACCGGGAACACCACCAGCCAGCAGGCCGGGCACAAGGACGCCGCCAAGCUGCUGGCGGGACCCCUGAAGCUGGAGGCCGGCGGCGAGCAGGAGGAGGUGCUGAGCAGCCUCACCCCGGCGGCGGAGGCGAUGCGGAACGCCGCGGCGACGACGCCCGGCGGGCCGGACCAGGGUGACGUGACGUCUGUCCUGCAGCUGCAGCAGCACUGCUACGGCGGUGAGCUCGCGGACAUGGCUCGCUUCAGUUAUGAUGACACGUUCGAUCUCCAGGACAUUGUUGUGUUCGGAUUCGAUCACUGCUGA